GUUUCCUCCUUAUAUGAUGAGAGAUGGCCUCAGGUGAGAAUACAGACAACCAAGGCGAUGAUAAUGACCAAGGGAAAAUGGAGUGGAAACUUGGAAAUUACCGGCAGUAUUCACCGCCGACAGGGAUAGCGGAAUAUGUGAAAAAGGCUCUUCCUCCGCGGCCAGGUUCUCGUUCUUCGUCUAUCUAUUCUUCCCCGAACGAGAGUGCUCAGCAACCACCCGUUCAGGACCCUAAGCUUCAAGAUACUGGCACGACAGGUGCUCUUCAAGAAGCCGGACUGACUGUGGUGCAGCCGCUUCAGCCGACUGCCUCAUCGUCACCUCGUUCCGAGAUAGCGGCACCGCAACCGAGGUAUCCGGCACGCAUGAUUUUAGAAACGAGCGAGGCCGAUGAUAUGGUUAUAAGCCCCGUCUCGAACCCGCUAUCUGCGAAUACCAAUAUUCAGCAAUACGAAGUCUCGCCGAUCUCACCUAACGAGUCCACGUGUAGUCUCCAUUCGGCGAUUUCUUCAACGGCGAGUCCUGAUCCUUCUUCUUCGGCGGAAGAGAUAUACCUUACUCGAAGGCCGUUCGUAUAUGAGAAGCAGCCUAUGGUAUACCCAUCGGCGGAUUUACUCCUUACGCCGGAGAUAGUCGCUCCGAUCCAAAAGCACCAGUUCCACUAUCAGCAGAUCAACCUGCGCUACAGCGACCCGGGUAGCCCGCUAAACGGCGCCGUGAUACAUCCUCCGACCUCGUUCCCUUCGGAUCCCAAUCUUAGACUCUCGCGCCACCUAGAUAGUGACACUCAAGAUCAAACACCGGCCAGCAGAAGUCUCAAGCCGCAGCCAAAACCACAGCCGGACUUGGAGGAGAACACCCUUGGAAACGCGUCGCCGCCGUUGUUGUUAACUCCCACCGGGGCUGCAGCCAGCUCCCCCAAGGUCGCGUUCGCCGGCACGGUAGACGGGUUCUCGACCCGCCCGCGCGCCAACAGCAAGAGGACGGCCCCGGCGCCGCCGCCCCUGAAGCUCAGCGAGCGCCCGCUCGCAGAGCACUACGUCAAGACGCCGUUCCCCGGCGCGGAGCCCGUGCAGAGACCAGAUACUACUACUGCUGCUACUACUACUACUACUACUACUAAUAAUAAUAACAAUCGUCGCUCGGGCCCCACGCGUCGUCAAGAACAGCAGACGAGCGCGGCAGCAGAGGAAGAGCACAAGCACAGGCACAAGCACAAGGACCAAGAAGAGCGCAACAGCGUCGCGAGGAAGCGGAACCGGGUGUCGGCUCUGCCGGCGCUCGUGUUUGCGAAGGCGUUGCGGCAGAGCGGCGGGGAGAAGGACAAGGAAAAAGAGAAAGAGAAAGAAAAAGAAAAAGAAAAAGAAAAGGAGAGAGAUAGGGAGACGGAAAGGCCCGGCCCGAAGGGCAAGAGCAUCUUGUCGAGGGCCAAGUCCCUGAGGAAGGUAGGCCGGGGGCUUGGUUUGGAGAAAGGGGGGGGGAUGGGUGGAGGUGGAUGGGGGUGAAGAAGUAAAGGGGGGUUGUACACUGGUACGAAGGAGGGCUGAGCAGUAAGGCGGUUUCGAAGAUAAGGCGUUGCUACUGGUGGUAUUUUGAACGGAUAAUGAAGUUAUGAAGCUAGAUGGAUACUGGUAGGUACUUGGGGGCUUAGGAUAUAUGUCUAGGUACCUACCGUAUGAAGC
This is a messenger RNA of Daldinia caldariorum, 1682 nucleotides long. RefSeq lists its product as uncharacterized. The transcript has a single exon. The record is from RefSeq and is a predicted model, not a curated record. NCBI's taxonomy places the organism in Eukaryota, Fungi, Ascomycota, Sordariomycetes, Xylariales, Hypoxylaceae. The coding region runs from base 24 to 1505 and encodes 493 amino acids.